Messenger RNA from Pieris napi, 3244 nucleotides. RefSeq lists its product as uncharacterized. Gene Ontology annotation, cellular component: endoplasmic reticulum; protein phosphatase type 1 complex. The transcript has 3 exons. Gene Ontology annotation, molecular function: protein phosphatase regulator activity. Gene Ontology annotation, biological process: response to endoplasmic reticulum stress. Bases 363 to 2498 code for a protein of 711 amino acids. Lineage: Eukaryota; Metazoa; Arthropoda; Insecta; Lepidoptera; Pieridae. The record is from RefSeq and is a predicted model, not a curated record.
AAUACUAUGCUCUUUGAUAAAUACAAAUUAUUUUAACAAAAUGGCUGAACUAUAAAGACGUGUUUCGAUUUUUGUAUCAAAAUGGAGCUAUUAAGCGAGUAUUAUUAUCAAACAAACGAAUUUUCAAGUUGUUCUGACGUAAGAAACAUUUCUUGUGGUGAGACAGUGUAUAGUACGGAGAGACUUAAGAUCUACGAUUCAGGACCUUGUGAGGCCCAGGAAGUGUCUAUUAUCGGUUUGAAGUGUUAUAGACUUAUUCAUAAGCCUUUUUCAGACUUUUCAUUUUUGUGCAAUAACAAAAACAUGCCUGUGUGAGUGUAAAAUGACUUAGCAUCCUCUAUAAACUUUAAAAUCCUUUAAAAAUGAAUAAUGUACAUGUUUGUCGUACGCGUAAUCGCAACGAACCAAAAAUGUUCUCGCCAGUAAACUUUUCCAUAACCAAUUAUUCCACGGACGCCCAAUCGAAAGCAAUGAAAAACCCUUUGGGAGACGCACUAUUUUUUAAUAACAUUAAUAAUUUGCACUUAAUUCCGGACCCGUUGAAAAAGAAUUUGGCUGAUUCAGUGAUAACAGGGACAAUGGAACAAAGGAAAGAGCGUGAUAAGUUUGAGAAACCCCCACCAACGUCUGAGUCUGGAACGUUAGGUUCUCUAGGUGGCAUUACCAACUUUUUUUCUGGUGUGUUCAAUGUCAUGACUGCUAUGUUUCAAAAAAGGGCUUCUUCACCCACCACCCAAUAUUAUGAUUGUUUCGACGCUGUUGAUGACGGACAAAUGACACCGUCUCUACCUUGGCAGCCAGCCAAGUUUGAGGUUCAAAAUAGGAAUUCGACUCCUAAUUCCAAUGAUAUGGAUAAUAUGACUGUAAUCGCUAAUUGCAAGGAUAAAAUAAACAAUGUACACUUACUCCUCAAUGGAAACAUUCAAAAGUGUCCUGCAACAAUGUAUGUUGAGCCUAAAUCCGUAGAAGACUCAUUUGAAGAUGCAUUUUGCCCAGAAAACAUUGUUCAGUUAGCAAAUGAUACCUUAAUUGAAUGUUACACUGCAUAUAAUCAACAUCAGCAAGAAUUACUUGAAGUAGAAGCCCCAGUUAUUAAGACUGAGUUUUGUAAUGAAUCUACCGAUAUUGUUAAGAUUUUACCUGAAACUGAUAGAAAACAACCAGAUAUGGAUAGGACUGAAAAAGAUUUAAAUACAGUUACUUGCAAUUCAAAAGAAAGAGAAAUUGUAUCCACUUGUGAAGUUAAGUUAAAUAAAUUAAAAGAACUCUUGCAAUGUAAACAUAAACAAAAUGUAAACUCAGUUCAAGAAACAACAGCUAUACCCAUUAAGGGAGUAAUAUCAUCUUCAUUUGCCAAUGAAAUUGAUGCACCUCGAGAAACAAAAAAUAGUUUUGAUGAGGUAAAUGGCAGAUUUUACUCUUCAUCUGUAGACAGUGAUGAUUCGUUUCAAAUUGUAUUCACAGAUCGGAAAAGAAUACCAUCUGAUUGUGAGUCGGAAGAUUCCUUUAUUGUGUUUGAUGAGUCACCAGAUUGUUACACAAAUGUUGAUGUGUUUGGUUCAGAUUCGGAAUCUGAAACAGAAGAUUCAGGUUAUGUUAUGACAUGCCUAAAUCAUUCCCUAUCAAGGACUUUUGGAGAUUUAACCGAUGAUAGCUUAUAUGGAAAUGACGUUGUUGACUGUGCUGUACAGCCGGGUCAUGCAGUUGAACCAGAGAAGAUAACUAUGUCAGAUGCCACCCAAAGCAAAAUACCAACAGAGGACAAGAAUCAAAAGCCAUUUAAAAAGGUCCGUUUCUCUACCGACCCACCAAAGGUCCAUGUAAUGAGGGUGUGGGCUUUUGCAGCUCGACAAGCGAGAGCUGGUCACUGGGAAAGACACGCCUUGGACCGGGAUCGAUUUAGACGAAGGAUCGCGGACGUAGAAAUGGGUAUAUCCUGGGUUCUGAAGCCGCAACACCGAACUCGUGUGAUGUUCCAACGCUUUAUGCCUUGGUGGAAUGCUGAAAAGCGAAGAGAAUUAGAGGAAAGAAAAGCUCUUGAAAGCGAAAAAGAAUAUUUAGAAAAGGAGACAGAAAAUAAUAAAGAAUACGUAGCAGUCACAGAUUUUGAUUUAAAUGAGAGCGAAAAUGCAGGUGAUAAUAUUUCAUUAAAAGAAAAUACAGGUUGUGGUGGCAAUAUAUCAUUAAACAAUAUGAGUGAUAAUGGACUACUGAAUAAUGAAUUACAUACAUUCAAUAGUUUAGAUUGCAAAGGUUGUGAUCAAGAAGUCGAAAAUAUUAGUAAAAGCAAUAUGGAGACGUUAAAACCAAUAAUUGAAACCGGCCACAUUAGAGAAAAAUGCAAUCUUCAAGAUGGACAGAAAUGUACAGAUAAAGAAGAUGAGUCUAUACAUAUAAAUAAAUUUAUUAAAGAAAACGAAUUUCAAAAAAGGGUAGUAAAUGUUACGGGAAAUACAGAUAAUGGCCUUGAUUCUGAUAAUAAUGUGGAUGACAAAUGACGAAGGAGUAAAUUUGCUAAAGUAUUUGUUAGUGGGUAGUUGUAAAUAAAAGAAUCCAUACUUAUAAUUAUUGAGAAAAAACAUGCUUAACAUUAAAAAAAUAUUAUGGUUGUUUAAAAUCAUAUUUGUAUAAAAAUAUAGGAAACUGAUACCAAAUUCAAAAUUGUCAUGCCUCACAAUUUUUAAGGUUUUUUCGGAAAGAUUGGUAUCAGUGUUAGUGUAUGGGGCGUGGCUUGCUAUGACACGCCUUUGGCGCUGAUAUUGGUGCCAAUAUUAAUAAAGAAGCAAUUAAUAUACAGCUCUACGAAAAAAAAAAUCAAAGAAAUUCUAGGGGUUGCUCAAAAUAAUUAUAUAGAUAUAUUGAUAAUGAUUAUUUUAAAAAUUGGAAAAGAUAUGGGUAAACCUCUUACUCGGGUUUUUAAAGUCGUUGAAAAAUAGGAUGCGUCUAUUUUCAUAGACACCGAGGUAACUAGACAUAUGGAUUCUUUUAUUUAUCAACAGUCGUAAUAAAUAUAGAUAUUAUUUUGCAUAAAAUGUGCUGAAAAUAUAUGAAAGAUAUGUAUUCCUAUAAGAAAAUUUAUUGGUUAAAACGAAAGUAAUGAAAUACUACGAAGUGAGGGGAUUUUGUUAGUAAAAUAGGGAUGCUAAGUGCCUCAAUCUAGUUAUCUAGAUAGCACAAAUAAAAAAUGUAAUAUAUGUUAAAUAAAAUCUAUAUAAGUAAUAUAUCUAUCUUAUAUAAGUAAUCG